This is a messenger RNA of Cuscuta campestris, 2336 nucleotides long. The record is from the annotation of a GenBank genome assembly. NCBI's taxonomy places the organism in Eukaryota, Viridiplantae, Streptophyta, Magnoliopsida, Solanales, Convolvulaceae.
AUUAAUCUAAUUAUAUUGAAUUUAUAUUAUGAUAAAAUAUAUUUUUCUCAGAAUUUGUGGUCAGAAAGUAUUACUAUUUGACCCAAAAAAAACAAUAUAAAAUUUUUUUUAAAGCAAAGACUAAAAAAUUGGUAUAUCAAAACUAAAUUUUAAUAUCAAUCUAAUUAUAUUGUAUUUAUAUUAUAAUUAAAUAUUUUUUUUAUAAUUUUAAUUAAAAUGUAUGACAGUUUGACAAAAAAAAAGUUAAAAUAGAAAAUAUAUUUUUAGGAAGUACGGAGUAUAAAAAAUGAGAGAAGUUGCGGAAGAGAUGGAGCAUAUGACAAUAAUAUAGACAAUGGGCCAUGCAAUUCAUCCAUUUUCAUUCGAUUUGUUCCAAAGCCCCCACCAAUGGCCAUGGCCCCAAAUCUACGCACACUCUUUCUCUUCGUUUUUCGCUCCCAUAUUCAUCUUCUUCCUUCUCCACCGCUACAGCUAUGACGUAACCUCCGACGCCGUUUCUCCGCCAUUCUCAUCCGCCUUCUUUCCCACUCAUUCCGACGUCAUCGUAUCCACCGCCGUCUCCCUUCACUCUACCGCCGCCACCACAAGAAGCUCCGCUUUUACAGUCAACAAUGUCAUCUCCGAAACCCACGCUGCGAGUCACGCCGUUCCUCAUCAUCAGAUCACUGCGCGAGUGGGUCCCUCUGCGAUGGCGGAGAUUCAUUACGUCACCGUUCUCUUUCCGGACUGGGAGGUGCUUGUUAUUGGCUUCCCUGACUCCGAUGCUCUGUCAAUUGAUGUUGACGAUCCUUACGUCUGUCUCUUCGGCCGCGGAAUUUCGUCGCCGGCUUCUACCGCAGGGGUUUUGCCGUUUCUGGACUGGUUGAUCUUUAAGUGUGAGCUUCCGAUUCGAGCUCGCCGGAGAAUGCCGUACAAGAAGCCGGUGCUGGUGAGGUCGUCUUCCCUCAAUCCUGUACAUCCGGAGAUGAAUUUUCCGCCAGAUCUCCCGAAGGAAAUUCCGCGAUGGAAUUUCAUGGCGUACGAUUCGCUCACGUCGGAGGACGACGUCGUUCUUUUCGUGAAGGGCGUGAACCACCGCCAAGGUGUCAACCGCGAUCCGGCGGAAUUCCGAUGCGCUUUCUUCGCCGGCGCCGAAGAAGAAGCCGCAAACGCCGUCAAAACCGUCGUGACCAGCUCAAUGCAAGAAGUGUUCCGCUGCAAAUGUCCCGAAGAAACCGCCGCCCGUUUCGGAGAGAAACGAAUCAAAGUCACGCUCGAAAUUAUCGGACCCGACUCGGUUCUGGUACCUUCCGUGGCCUAUUACAGCCUGACGCGCAAGUUAGCUUCGAACGGCGGAAAGGCGCUACUGUGCGCCGUCACCAUGGUGCGCAACGUAGCCAAAUUCCUGAAAGAAUGGGUUCUCUACCAUUCCGAAAUCGGAGUCGACAAAUUCAUACUGUACGACAAUGGCAGCGACGACAAUCUGGAGAGCACCGUCGAUUCUCUCCGCCGGAAAGGGUUUGACAUAACCACCGUCUUCUGGCUGUGGCCGAAGACGCAAGAAGCCGGCUUCUCACACAGCGUCGUCUACGCAAAGGACGCGUGCCGGUGGGUCAUGUACACCGACGUCGACGAGUUCGUCUACUCUCUGGCAUGGGCCGCCGCCGCCUCCAAGCCGUCUAAAUCACUGUUACAAUCACUCAUCGCUGCGCCAAUAACAGAUCCUGCCGCCGCAACAGAUUCGGUGGGGCAAAUAAGCAUUGCCUGUUUCGAAUUUGGGCCGUCGGGUCAAAACCAGAAUCCGGAAUCGGGGGUUACCCAGGGGUACAAUUGCAGGAAAGAGGGAAUCAACCGGCACAAAUCCAUAGUGCUUCUGGAAGCAAUCGACGAUUCGUUGACGAACGUGAUCCAUCAUUUCAUACUGAAGCCAGGGUACAUGACGAGAAGGGUAGGGACGAAGGAGAUGGUGGUGAACCACUACAAAUUCCAGGCGUGGCCGGAGUUCCGGGCGAAGUUCAGACGGCGGGUGUCGGCAUACGUCAUCGACUGGACACAGCCGUUGAAUCCCAAGUCCAAGGACAGGGCACCCGGGCUUGGGUAUUCGACCGUGGAGCCGGAGAAUUGGCCGGCGAAGUUCUGUGAGGUGUAUGAUGAUGGGUUGAAAGAUCUGACUAGGAGUUGGUUUGCCGUAGUUGAAUCCCGACCUCCCGGAGCCGAAGGGAGAUACGCCCGAAUGGCUUGGCAGAGAUAGAUGCGCGACCCGCCGUUAGUGGUUAACAUUUUUGUUAGGUUUAGUUAAUGGUGUGGAAAAUUACAUACGGAGUCGUUUGCAUGGUAAACAAAGUUUUUGACGAAUU